AUGAACAUUUUCAGAUUAGCAGGUGAUAUGACUCACCUGGCCAGUGUUCUCGUCUUGCUUCUCAAGAUCCACACCAUCAAAUCCUGCGCCGGUGUCUCAUUGAAGACUCAAGAACUCUAUGCCAUUGUCUUUGCUACGCGAUAUUUGGAUAUUUUCACGAGUUUCGUGUCUGUCUAUAACACCUUUAUGAAGUUGGUAUUCUUAGGAAGUUCCUUUUCGAUUGUUUGGUACAUGAGGUAUCAUAAGGCUGUCCACAGGACCUAUGAUAGGGAGCAAGAUACGUUUCGCCAUUGGUUCCUUGUGCUUCCAUGUGUACUCUUAGCUCUUCUCAUACACGAAAAGUUUACCUUCCUUGAGGUACUGUGGACGUUUUCAUUGUACUUGGAGGCUGUUGCCAUAUUACCUCAGCUUGUUUUGCUGCAAAGGACUAGAAAUAUCGACAACUUGACCGGGCAAUAUAUAUUUCUCCUUGGGGGAUACCGGGCAUUGUACAUCGUCAACUGGAUCUAUCGUUACUUCACUGAGCCGCACUUUGUUCAUUGGAUAAUAGCGUUAUGGAUCAUAGUGGUUGAUGCUAGGGUUCGCGGAGGGAGAGGAAUCGAAAAAUAUGUUACUUUCGGUCAGAACUUUGUUGUUACAUGGGGCCAGGGUCAUGUCUCCGCAAUCCACUCUGGCAAAGAAGUUGAUCUCUACAUGGAUCAGUCUUCAGGUGCUGGGUUCGAGUCCAAAGGCACCUACGGAUCAGGUCUCUUUCAAAUGAGAAUCAAAGUGCCCGGAGGAAAUUCUGCCGGCGUCGUUACUGCUUUUUACUUGACUUCAAAGGGAGGUAGUCGCGAUGAGGUUGACUUUGAGUUCUUAGGAAACAACGAUGGAAGACCGAUAACGUUGCAGACAAAUGUGUUUGUGAAUGGAGUAGGAGACAGAGAAGAGAGAUUUCUGCUUUGGUUCAACCCCAUCAAACACUACCAUACUUAUGGAAUUCUUUGGAACCGUUACCAAAUUGUGUUUUACGUGGACAAGAUCCCAAUAAGAGUGUACAAAAACGAAAAAGGAGUAAGCUAUCCAUCAAAGCCUAUGCAAGUAGAGGCCAGUCUCUGGAACGGUGACGAUUGGGCGACAGAUGGCGGUCGAACAAAGAUAAACUGGUCAAACUCUCCCUUCAUUGCCCAUUUCCAAGACUUCUCCGGCCUCUUUGGCUGCAACAUAAAUGGUCGGAGUAAUAAUGUGGCCGCUUGUGAAUCCUCCAACUACUGGUGGAAUACAGGCAAGUAUCAAAGGCUAAGCGGUUACGAACAGAAAAUCUAUGAGCAUGUGAGGAAAAAGUACAUGAACUCUGACUAUUGUACUGAUCGUUCUAGGUACCCAACUCUUCCUAGAGAAUGUUAUUGA
This is a messenger RNA of Arabis nemorensis, 1389 nucleotides long. Lineage: Eukaryota; Viridiplantae; Streptophyta; Magnoliopsida; Brassicales; Brassicaceae. The record is from the annotation of a GenBank genome assembly.